Molecule: messenger RNA, 4157 nt
Organism: Ochotona princeps (American pika)
Lineage: Eukaryota; Metazoa; Chordata; Mammalia; Lagomorpha; Ochotonidae
Gene: CERT1
Product: ceramide transporter 1
Exons: 18
Coding region: 305-2173 (622 amino acids)
Biological process (GO): ER to Golgi ceramide transport
Cellular component (GO): Golgi apparatus
Molecular function (GO): phosphatidylinositol-4-phosphate binding
Source: RefSeq, a predicted model, not a curated record
GGCAGGAAGAUGGCGGCGUGAAGGACCCGCUCUGCGCGGCCGGGCUGCUCCUCCCUGCCGCCCUUCUCGCUCCCUGUCUGAGGUGGCAGCGAGCGGCGGCGCCGGGUCACGGCGGCGGCCGACGGCCGGAAGGACAGGCUCGCCUCGCCGCUCCGCCCGCAUCAGGCGGCGGGCUUCUCCGCGCCUGCUGCCCCGCGCGCCGGGGCGGACACUCGUGGCCUCGCCGGGCGCAGAGCGCCGAGCGCUGACGCCGGGCGCAGGCCGGGCAGCCUGGACCGGUCUCGCGCUCCGCCGUCGCGCCUCCAUGUCGGACAACCAGAGCUGGAACUCGUCGGGCUCGGAGGAGGACCCGGAGACCGAGUCCGGGCCGCCGGUGGAGCGCUGCGGGGUCCUGAGCAAGUGGACAAACUACAUCCAUGGUUGGCAGGAUCGUUGGGUGGUUCUGAAAAACAACACUCUGAGUUACUACAAAUCUGAAGACGAGACAGAGUAUGGCUGCAGAGGCUCCAUCUGCCUUAGCAAGGCCGUCAUCACGCCUCAUGACUUUGAUGAAUGUCGAUUUGAUAUCAGUGUAAAUGACAGUGUCUGGUAUCUCCGAGCACAGGAUCCAGAUCACCGCCAGCAGUGGAUAGAUGCAAUCGAGCAGCACAAGACUGAGUCUGGAUACGGCUCUGAAUCCAGCUUGCGUCGACAUGGCUCGAUGGUGUCAUUGGUGUCUGGAGCUAGUGGCUAUUCUGCAACUUCCACCUCUUCAUUCAAGAAAGGCCACAGUUUACGUGAGAAAUUGGCUGAGAUGGAAACCUUCAGAGACAUCCUGUGCAGACAGGUUGACACUCUGCAGAAGUACUUUGAUGCCUGUGCAGACGCUGUUUCCAGAGAUGAACUCCAAAGGGAUAAAGUGGUAGAAGAUGAUGAAGAUGACUUCCCUCUGACACGCUCUGAUGGAGACUUCUUGCAUAAUACUAAUGGCAAUAAAGAAAAGUUAUUUCCACAUGUCACACCAAAAGGCAUUAAUGGUAUAGAUUUUAAAGGGGAAGCGAUAACUUUUAAAGCAACUACUGCUGGAAUCCUUGCUACACUUUCUCAUUGUAUUGAACUCAUGGUAAAACGUGAGGAGAGCUGGCAAAAGAGACAUGAUAAGGAAGUUGAGAAGAGAAGAAGAGUAGAGGAAGCAUACAAAAAUGCAAUGACAGAACUCAAGAAAAAAUCCCACUUUGGAGGACCGGAUUAUGAAGAAGGCCCAAACAGUCUGAUUAAUGAAGAAGAGUUCUUUGAUGCUGUUGAAGCUGCUCUUGACAGACAAGACAAAAUAGAAGAACAGAGUGAGAAGGUCAGAUUACAUCGGCCUACAUCUUUGCCCUCUGGAGAUGCCUUUUCUUCUGCAGGGACUCACAGAUUUGUACAAAAGCACUAUAGUCGCUCUUCCUCCAUGUCUUCCAUUGAUCUAGUCAGUGCCUCUGAUGAUGUGCACAGAUUCAGCUCCCAGGUUGAAGAGAUGGUGCAGUACCACAUGACUUACUCGUUACAGGAUGUAGGUGGAGAUGCCAAUUGGCAACUGGUCGUAGAAGAAGGAGAAAUGAAGGUAUACAGAAGAGAAGUAGAAGAAAAUGGAAUUGUUCUGGAUCCUCUGAAAGCUACCCAUGCAGUUAGAGGUGUUACGGGACAUGAGGUCUGCAAUUACUUCUGGAAUGUUGAUGUCCGCAAUGACUGGGAAACAACUAUAGAAAACUUCCAUGUCGUGGAAACACUAGCUGAUAAUGCCAUCAUCGUUUACCAGACACACAAGAGAGUGUGGCCUGCGUCUCAGCGAGAUGUGUUGUAUCUUUCUGCCAUUCGAAAGAUAGCAGCCGAGACUGAAAAUGACCCUGAAACAUGGAUAGUUUGUAAUUUUUCUGUGGAUCAUGACAGUGCUCCUCUAAACAGUCGAUGUGUCCGUGCCAAAAUAAAUAUCGCUAUGAUUUGUCAGACCUUAGUAAGCCCACCAGAGGGCAACCAGGAGAUCAGCAGGGACAACAUUCUAUGCAAGAUUACCUAUGUAGCUAAUGUGAACCCCGGAGGAUGGGCACCAGCCUCAGUGCUGAGGGCAGUGGCAAAACGAGAAUACCCUAAGUUUCUGAAGCGCUUUACUUCCUACGUACAAGAAAAAACUGCGGGAAAACCUAUUUUGUUCUAGUAUUAACAGGGACUGCAGACGGGCUGUGUGAUAUUCCAUGUUGGAGAAGAACAAAGUGGACACUCUGAGCUGGAACGUAGGACCUGCAGCCUGUCCAUGGCCUUGUGCUAGCAGGGAGGACAUGCCCAUCUCACACUGGCUCUUUCUGGGGAGAUCUCCUUGCCCAGCGUGUAGCUAUAAAUACAUGUGAAGUUACAUGUAUAUGGCUAUAUUUUUAUUUGCUUGCUCCUAGAAGAAAAAAAAUUCAAGUCACAACUAGGAAUGGAUGCUUUUAUUUUUGGAAACUUUUUCAGAAUUUUUACUUUCCUAUGGUCUGGCCGAAACUCCUCAGCUGUGUCCGCCUUUUGUGCACAAAACAAAAGCACCAAGGUGAGUGUACAUGGGGCUGUGUUUCUGUGCCCCAGGCACUGGCUGGGCUCUGACUGAGGCCAGCAGCUCCACGUCCAGGCACCUGCUGGGCCCUAGUUGAUGCUGACAGCUCCGUGUCAAAGCACCGGCCAGGCUCUAGCUGAGGCCAACGGUCAGCUCUGUGUCCAAAUUCUUUUUUGACCCUUUUGCUUUGUGUACUCCGAAUCCAUUGCUGCUGAUUUCUGAAUGAUUCAUGUCGUCAUGUGUCUCCCAGUAACCUGUAAUUUCACCUUUUUUAGAGUCUUAAUCCCAUGAAGAACAUCGAUUCUGAUGGAGAAGGCUCAAACCUGUAUUCCCCCAUUGAUGUUUCUGCUGUAUUUUUAGUUGUGUACAAUGUGCCGCAGGCCUUUGUUUCCCGUUUGUCACAAACACAGUUCGGUUCUUCCUGCCUCCAGACAGAAACUGUACCACACUGUGGGUGUGGACUGACCUGUAAUCAGUGGCUGGGUUGAAGGAGCUCAUUUCCUGACUUAAGAAUACAUAGUGUUGCUUGUUGAGCAUACAGGACUGAGUGUGACUGUGGUGCACUGUGCCUGGGUUUAGGUGACAGGUGGAUUUGUUUCUCUUGUGCUAAGAACAGCUGCAAGGUUGUGCUGUGUCACAGGGCUACCGGCAGCAUGGCAGGGCACGUGGGCGGCCUCUGGCCGCACAGGGAGGUGGGAAUGCCCAAGGGUCCACGUGAGAGGAUUCCUUCCGCUGCAGCUAUGGAGUGUGAAGGCCUGGGCACCUGCAGUGGUGGCAAGGGACAGUCGCCGUGGACGUUGGGUCUGUGCUAUGUCCCACAUGAGCCUGCUCACAUACCCUGCCCAGCUCAUGGUCUGUAGCAGCACAGAAGUCUCCUAGACUGCGUCCUGUACAUAUUCCAUGUGUGUAAUGGAGUCUUCCUGAUACAUGCAAGGUGGUGAUUUAAUGAUGGGAUUAGUCUGAUCACUUAAUGUGCACAGUCCUGGAAGUGAAUAACUUGCAUCGGAUAUAAUGAUAUUUAUUAUUCUGUACAGAGAGAACAUACAAAACAAAUGCUUAUGUUACAUGCACGCAGAUUUCACGCUCUAAUCUUUUCUAUUUUUUUUAAUUUACUUUAAAUGAUGUGCAUGGAAUAUGCCUUAUUACAGAGAAAUGUCAUUCAUAAUUUGACUACAUAGAAAAGUGCCUCUGCGGUGGUUUAUGCCAGUCGGGCAAACAAGACAAGUGGUCAUGUCAGUCACUGCGCCCCAGUCAGCAUUUUAUAUUGUCAUGUUUAAAAAAGAAAAGUUUAUACCUCAAAUGUGUAUUUUAUUUUACAAUCAGCUAUGGGUGGGAUGGGAAGAUGGGAGAUGGAGUGGGCAGAGUGCAGACAGAGCCCAGAAGCACUUUGCUCCCUGUGAAUGUUUCCAUGCCACUGCUGGUACCUCGUAAACACAAAGAAGGCCUGCCUGAGUCGAUGCUUUGUUUUAGAAUUGUGGAAAUUUACGAAGCAGCAUCCGGAUCUCAUUCUGCUUAAUUGCAUUUGGGUUAAAUAUGAUGGUCUUCUUUUGUAAUUCUGUAAAUUAAAUGAUUAUAUUAGAAAUGUUUGUAGUAAAAAAGAAAAAUAGAAAGA